Fukomys damarensis (Damara mole-rat) is the source of this 343-nucleotide messenger RNA. Its product is annotated as dynein light chain roadblock-type 1-like. Gene Ontology annotation, molecular function: dynein intermediate chain binding. The record is from RefSeq and is a predicted model, not a curated record. Gene Ontology annotation, biological process: microtubule-based movement. The coding region runs from base 50 to 328 and encodes 92 amino acids. The transcript has a single exon. Gene Ontology annotation, cellular component: cytoplasmic dynein complex; centrosome; cytoplasm. NCBI's taxonomy places the organism in Eukaryota, Metazoa, Chordata, Mammalia, Rodentia, Bathyergidae.
UGCUAAGUCUCUGUCUACUCUUCCCUCAGGCAUUCCCAUCAAGAGUACCAUGGACAAUCCCACCACCACACAGUAUGCCAACCUCAUGCACAACUUCAUCUUGAAGGCACGGAGCACCGUGCGUGAAAUUGACCCCCAGAACGACCUCACUUUCCUCCGAAUUCGUUCCAAGAAAAAUGAAAUAAUGGUUGCACCAGGUAAGAGGUCUUCCACCUGCCCACUUAGAAGCAGACCUUCGUGGCAUAUCAGGAAGACCUGGCACAUUGGUCUGCAGAGGCUCAGUGGGGGACCUGAGGAAUUGAAAGAAUCCAGUUGCCUCACUGCCUAGCUAGCAUCCCCCAAC